CUUAAUAUAAAUAAUAUUUCAAUGUGAUAGCAGAUAUUUGUCUUGAUAAAUAUUCGACAUUUUAUAAUAAACAUUACAGAUAAAAUUCAUAUCAAAACAUUGGUUAUUAUUCAGUGAUUAAUUGAGACCGAACAGAAACAGACAUGUCAAGUAAAGUGGCCGUCGUCACAGGUUCUAACAAAGGCAUAGGACUAAGUAUCGUUAAAGGACUAUGCAAAAGAUUCACUGGAAUCGUUUAUCUAACUUCAAGAGAUAUUGAGCGAGGAAACAAUGCAAUUAAAGAUUUAAGAAAGCAAGGAUUGUUCCCACGUUAUCACCAACUAGAUGUAACCGACAGAGAAAGUGUUUUAAAGUUUAAAAACUAUUUACAAAGCAAAUAUGGCGGAAUUGACAUACUGGUGAAUAAUGCAGGUGUUGCUGUUAGCGAGGCGUAUCCAAAUUUUGAAGAAAACCAAAUGAUUAUUGAUACUAAUUACAAGAGUAUUUUGACAAUACAGGAAUUGAUAUUUCCUUUAAUAAGAGACAACGGGCGUAUUCUUAAUAUAUCUAGUGAUUGCGGACAUCUUUCCAACAUUAAAAACAAAUAUUGGAUCGAUAGAUUAUCGAGUCGAAGCUUGAAUAUGGAAGACAUUCAAGAGUUUAUCGAUUGGUUCCUCAAAGCGUGUGAGAGCAACACAUUCAGAAGGGAUGAUAUCGCUGACGAUGGAUCAUUUGCAGCGUACAGAGUCGCUAAAGUGGCAUUGAGCGCCGCGACAAUUUUGCAACAGAAAGAACUUCAGACACGGAAUAUUUCCGUUAAUUCAAUGCAUCCGGGCCUAGUACGAACUGAUAUGUCACGUCAUAUUGGAUUUUUAAGUGCUGACGAAGCAGCCGUGACUCCACUACACCUAGUUUUGGACGCACCGGAUUCACUUAAAGGUGCUUAUGUUUGGUUUGACGGUAAACUUAUAGAUUGGUACAACUAUAACUCUGAUUGUUAUUUUAAAAGAUCUUCAUAUUUACAACUUUUAGCUGAGGCAGGUCUCUAAUUUGUUUAAGGUUUUUAAUUUUUUAUUAUAUAUAAAUUAGUGUAAAUGUUUGCAAAUUUCUUGAUAUUUAUUGAGAAUAUU
Molecule: messenger RNA, 1109 nt
Organism: Papilio xuthus (Asian swallowtail)
Lineage: Eukaryota; Metazoa; Arthropoda; Insecta; Lepidoptera; Papilionidae
Product: carbonyl reductase [NADPH] 3
Exons: 1
Coding region: 144-1028 (294 amino acids)
Molecular function (GO): carbonyl reductase (NADPH) activity
Source: RefSeq, a predicted model, not a curated record